This is a messenger RNA of Myiozetetes cayanensis, 737 nucleotides long. It is a transcript of the gene PYCR3, whose product is annotated as pyrroline-5-carboxylate reductase 3. Gene Ontology annotation, biological process: L-proline biosynthetic process. The record is from RefSeq and is a predicted model, not a curated record. Gene Ontology annotation, molecular function: pyrroline-5-carboxylate reductase activity. NCBI's taxonomy places the organism in Eukaryota, Metazoa, Chordata, Aves, Passeriformes, Tyrannidae.
GAGUUGGGGUGCAGGACCACGCACUGCAACCUGGAGGUGGUGCAGAGGAGCACCCUGGUCUUCCUGGCCAUCAAACCCCACGUGCUGCCGGGUGUCCUGGAGGAGAUCCGUCCUGCCGUGGGCACCCACCACAUCGUGGUCUCCCUGGUGGCUGGAGUCACCAUCCAGACACUGCAGAGGCUCCUCCCUCCCUGGACCAAAGUGCUGCGGAUCAUGCCCAACCUGCCGUGCGUGGUGCAGGCCGGGGCCAUGGUCUUCUCCCGGGGCAGCAGCGCCGGCGACAAAGAAUCCGCCCUCCUGCAGAACCUGCUGUCGUCCUGCGGGCUCUGCGAGGAGGUCCCCGAGUCCUACAUCGACAUCCACACCGGCCUCAGCGGCAGCGGCGUGGCCUAUGUGUACCUGUUCGCCGAAGCCUUGGCCGAGGGCGCGGUGAAGAUGGGGAUGCCGGCCUUGGCCGGCAGGAUCGCGGCACAGACGCUGCUGGGCGCUGCCAAGAUGCUGCUGGAGACCGGGGAGCACCCGGCCAAGCUGCGGGGCGACGUCUGCACCCCCGGGGGCACCACCAUCUACGCGCUGCACCAGCUGGAGAAGGGCGCGCUCCGGGCCACCGUCAUGAGCGCCGUGGAGGCGGCCACCAACCGCGCCUGCGACAUGGCCAAGCACUGACGGCGCCCUGGAGGGACCAAAAUCCAUCUCCUGUUUUCCAGGAGAUCCCAAUGCCCUCAGGAAUGGAGUGU